GGUAUAGUGGGUGGCGGCAUAUCUAUGGCGGCGGCGCCUCCUCCCGGCGUUCCGCGCCUCCGCCACCUCCUGGAGCUUAUCGAUAUCAAAGCUCAAAAGGACCCCGUUUCAGCCCUCUCCCACCUUGACUCUCUCGCCGCGCACUACCCGUUAUCCUCCCCCUCCAAUUCCCUCCUCUUCGGCCUCCUCCGCGCCCUCUCCGCUUCCGCUCCCUCCCACCUCCCCCGCCUUCUCGGUUUCCUCAGCCACCACCCUCGUCGCCCCAGCUUCUCUGAGACCGUUGCCAUCACGGCCCUCAAGGGCUUCUCCCGCGCCCUAAUGCCCGACGAGGCCCUGCGCACCUUCCAGGCCCUCCCCGACAUUUUCCGCUGCAACCCCGGCGUCCGCUCCCAUAACGCCCUCCUCGACGCCUUCGUCCGUGCCGAGCGUUGGGAGCAGGCCGAGUCCUUCUUCGACUUCUUCUCCACUGGCGCGCGGGUUCCUCCCAAUCUUCAAAGUUACAACAUCCUCAUCCGGGGCCUCUGUGCUCGUCAGCAACUCCAGCAGGCGUGGGAGCUCUUCCAAACUAUCCGAUUCCGGGGCAUCGAGCCAGACCUCGUCACGUACAGCACGAUUAUGCAUGCAUAUGUCAAAGGCGGAGAUUUCACCAAAGCAGUUGAGGUGUUCGAUGAAAUGUCCGAGAGGAAGGUGACUCCAGAUAUUGUUUGCUACAAUCUGCUCAUUGACGGGUUCUUGAAAAAGGCUGAAUUUGACAAGGCAAUGGCGAUUUGGGAGAGGCUGGUGAUGGAUAAGAGAGUUGGUCCUAACGUUGUUACCUAUAAUUCGAUGCUCAACGGUUUGUGCAAGCUUGGAAAGUACAAAGAGGCGAUGGAGAUGUGGAAUAGAAUGCUAAAAAAUGGCCACUCUCCUGGCACCUUCACCUACGGAAUUUUGAUUCAUGGGUUAUGCGAGUCUGGAAAUGUUGAUGGAGCAUCACUAUUAUAUGCGGAGAUGAUAAAAAAUGGAUUAAUUCUUGACAGUGUCAUAUGCAAUUCAUUGCUUGAUGGAUUCUGCAAAGCUGGGAGGUUGGAUGAUUCUUUUAAAAUGUGGGAAUCAAUGGAAAGAGAAGGCAAACUUAAUGUUGUCAGCUAUAACAUACUGAUCAGAGGUCUGUUUGGACAAGGCAGGGCAGAAGAAGCUCUCCUCUUUUGGAAGCAACUGCAGCAGCAGGAUAAUAACUUAGAACCCGAUUCCGUGACAUAUGGUGUUUUAAUACAUGGGUUGUGUGAGAAGGGAUACCUUGGGAAGGCAUUGGAGGUGUUGAAGAGCGCCCAAGAAAUUCAAGAGAAUAACAUCGAUGUAUUUGCAUAUACUUCUAUGAUAGAUGCUCUCUGUAAACAUAAGAGAAUAGAUGAAGCUCUUUCCAUAUAUGAUCAGAUGAGUAAAUUCGGUUGCAGACCAAACUCACAUACCUGCAAUGCCCUCAUAAAUGGCUUCUUCAGAGUAUCAAAUAUCUCAGAGGCUUUGCAAUUUUUCUCACGGAUGAACACUAUUGGUUGCACUCCGACAGUUGUGACCUACAACACCCUUAUUAGUGGUCUUUGUAAAACAGAAAUGUACCAUAAAGCUUACUUACUUACAAAGGAAAUGACGGGAAAAGGAUUCAAAUUGGAUCAAGUAACAUACAGCUCAUUGAUAGAUGGACUUUGCCAUGAUAAAAAACUUGAUGCUGCUCUUGAUAUAUGGAAUAAGGUCUUGCACUCCGGACGCAAUGCUGAUGAAAUUGUCCACAAUGUUAUCAUCCACGGUCUAUGCUCUGCUGGGAAAAUGGAAGAAGCCUUAUGUGUUCAUUCUGAGAUGAAACAAAGAAACUGCAUCCCUACCUUGGUCACAUACAAUACACUCAUGGAUGGACUUUACAAAUGGGGCAAAUAUGAAAAAGCAUCAGCAAUUUGGGUUGAGAUGCUAAAAGUUGGACUGAAACCUGAUAUCAUCAGUUACAACACAGCUUUCAAAGGUCUUUGUUCGUAUAACAAGACAUCUGAAGCCAUCCAGUUGUUGGGUGAUGCCUUGAGCCUUGGCAUAGUUCCAACUAACAUCACAUGGAAUAUACUUGUCAAUGCAGUAAUCAAAGAGGAACUCUUUCAGAAUUGAUUUGUAUGAGAUUCUGUCAAGGCAAACCCAAAAAGGUUAAGCAACAUGCUGUAGCCUUCUGCCAUUGAAAGAUGGAAUUAUCAAAAUCAGCAUACGGAUCAUGGCAGUAAGCAAAGCCAUUAUAUCAAGGUACAAGGGUUACUAAAUAUUCAAUCCAUAACAAGUCCAAGCCAUAGCUUUCUGACCUCCUUGAUUUGUAUCCAUGCUCAUGCUUUCAGUUUAUCAACUUCCAACCUGGGUACUGGUAAAGCUAUACUGCACAAAGAGGAAUUUCUUAUGCCAUUGUUGGCAUGAGUCAGCUUUCUCAGUGUUGGAAUCUCAUUGCCUAGUGUUGUAUGUCAGCCGUCUUCGAUGGGGCCUUGGUAUUCUUAACUUGCAACAGUUCAAUUUGGCCUUGCUGUGCCAGUGUUGAUGGCUUUUCCUCAUUCUCUUACAUUCUUCCUGGUGAAGUCUUAUACCAAGAGCAUAUUUUUCUGCCCAAACCUGGGAGCUGGUGGUUCUGGAUUGUCAUACCUUGGGAAGUGCCUAGUGCAUCCAUGAUUUUUUUUUGGUCGCCAUUUGCGUAAAAUUUUGUAGAACAGAUGUGUCCUUAUGACAUAGUAGGUCGUAUGGGAGUCUGUUACUAAAUGGCAAUUCUCCUCUGGUUUUUAUAGGACAACGAUUUACAGAUAGACGUUUUUCCUCACCUUCACUUGGCCUCUCUUUUUAAAGAUAGUUUUUUGUAGGAAUCUUAGCACUCUCCCAUACAGUGAGAAACAUCCAGGAGGGCCCAGGUGAUUUUGAGGUGAGUUUACAACAUUCUCUUGAUGGCAAAAGACGAAUACACUCGUCUCCAGCACCUCUGUCAACCUGUUCCAGAACCAAUACAGAGGAGGUAAAUCACUGGCGGCUACUAGCCUUUGGAAUAGUGACUAACACAUAAGAGAGACAUUUAUCUCGGUUUUGUCAAGAUUUGAAUCCAGACCUCAUGAUGGCAACACCUCAUGCGCUAACCACUAGAUCAUCCCGAGAGGACAGCUUAUAACAUUCUCUUGUAUAGGGUCAAGGUGAAUCCUUUGUACGUAUUGUCUUAUUUGGUCCUUUUCAAUACCCAAGUUUAAAGUGCUGACUUGGUUACUUCUUCAUGACAAGAAUAAGACAAGGAAGGUUCUCCAGAGAAACUCAGUGCAACUUUCAGAUUUUCCUGUGUAACAUGCAUUGGAACCUUUUGAUGAGUUAAGCAGAUGAGCCAAGCAUACGCCUUUUUGUUACCUGCACAGCUGCAUUAGUUGGCUGGUCUGUGUCACCUUUUAAAUCUUUCUAUAUAUUUACAUCCUUAAAUAGUUUCUUUGACACCCAAAUCAUCUUGUUAAAAGGGCAAGUUUUCUCCUGUAUCAGUAAUGAUAAUGAUGUGGCUAAUUUCUUUGUUUAGCAAAUUCUGAAAGGCCUUUUCUUUAAUCACAGUGUUUCUCUGUAGCAAUGAAACAAAUAGGUCAUGUCCAAGAUACCUUUACAUUCUGUCGCUCUGCUAAUUCAGAUCAAGCACCAGGAAACUCCUUGAGAAUAUUUUCUUGCAUCUCUUGGGAGACAAAUUUCUUAUUUUCUAACCUUAUGCAUUUGUAAUUCUUCAUGAAAUCU
Messenger RNA from Zingiber officinale, 3750 nucleotides. RefSeq names its product pentatricopeptide repeat-containing protein At3g09060-like. The coding region runs from base 25 to 2133 and encodes 702 amino acids. The transcript has 2 exons. NCBI's taxonomy places the organism in Eukaryota, Viridiplantae, Streptophyta, Magnoliopsida, Zingiberales, Zingiberaceae. Gene Ontology annotation, molecular function: protein binding. The record is from RefSeq and is a predicted model, not a curated record.